AAAAAAGAAGGCCUCAUUAUCAUUAUAAGAGUUAAUGAUUAUUAUUUUAAAUUAAAACAUGCUAGAGAUCAUCCAUGAUAGCAGAAUUUUCUAAUUCAAUCUAGUGAAUUUUCAUUUUUUUCUUUUUCCUCCCUUAGGAUACAUACUUCUAAAUUAGUAGAAGGUAGUGAGCCUAGCUGAACCUCAGCCCUCUCUCCACCGGUUUAGCAAGAAAAUUCCGCGAGAGCACCAGAAACCAACUCAUACUAAUAAAGCGUUAAAUAUAGAAUUCGAGGGAACUCUCCGUUUGGAAGAACCAGCGAACGUUUGUAACGGCAAAGGAACUGAGCUCCCCAUUUCAAAAAAAUUGAAGAGCUAAAUCCCAGAAGAGGAGGAAAGCAAAACAGAGUCAUCGUCGGAAACUCACCUCCCAGAUCUCGUCGGCGAUCAUGGCCUCCGACCACCCCUCCGAGAACGGUGCCGACGAGAGAGAAGAAGAUGGCGACGAGGAGGAGGAGGAGGAGGAGGAGCCGAGGCUCAAGUACCAGAGAUUCGGAGGGAACGUGCCGUCUCUCCUAUCGACGGAUGCCGCGUCCUCCAUCGCCAUCGCGGAGCGGAUGGUCGCGCUCGGAACCCAUGAUGGCACCGUCCAUAUACUUGAUUUCCAGGGCAAUCAGGUUAAAGAAUUUGCUGCUCAUACUGCUACUGUCAAUGACCUUUGCUUUGAUGUAGAAGGUGAAUAUAUUGGCAGCUGCUCAGAUGAUGGAUCUGUGGUUAUAAAUGGUCUUUUUAGUGAGGAAAGAUUAAGGUUUGAGUAUCAUCGUCCUAUGAAAACCAUAACACUAGACCCUGAUUAUUCAAGAAAAUCCUCAAGAAGAUUUGUUGCUGGUGGUUUAGCUGGUCAACUUUUUUUAAAUACAAAGAACUGGCUGGGCUACAACAAACAGGUUCUACAUGAUGGUGAAGGUUCAAUACAUGCUGCAAAGUGGAGGACAAGUCUUAUUGCUUGGGCUAAUGAUGCAGGGGUGAAGGUUUAUGACAUGGCAAACAAUCAAUGCAUCACAUUUAUUGAGAGGGCACGAGGAAGCCCACGCCCUGAGCUUUUACUUCCUCACUUAGUUUGGCAGGAUGACACUAUCUUGGUAAUUGGCUGGGGAACAUCUGUAAUGGUUGCAGCUAUUAGAACCAAUCUGCCUCAUCGAACCAAUGGAGUACAAAAGAAUAUGUCGGUAUCAAAUACAAAGUACGUGGAUAUUGUGGCAUCUUUUCAGACUAACUACCAUAUAUCUGGUAUCGCUCCCUAUGGUGAUGCUUUAGUUAUACUGGCCUACAUUCUUGAGGAGGAGAAUGGAGAGAAAGAUUUUAAUAGCACUAUUCCAUCAUGCCCGAAAACUUUAAUGCAGGGAACUGCACAGAGACCAGAAGUACGUAUUGUCACAUGGAAAAAUGAAGAACUUGCAACAGAUGCUCUACCUGUGCAUGGCUAUGAGCAUUAUAAGGCAAAGGAUUAUGUCCUUGUGCAUGCCCCUUUUACAGGAAGCAGCUAUGCAGGUGGCCAGUGGGCUGCUGGUGAUGAACCUUUGUAUUAUAUCGUAUCUCCCAAGGAUGUUGUGGUUGCAAGGCCGAGAGAUGCUGAAGAUCAUGUAUCUUGGCUUCUUCAACAUGGUUGGCAUGAAAAAGCAUUAGCAGCAGUUGAAGCAGGACAAGGACAGACUGGGCUUCUUGAUGAGGUGGGAUCGAGAUACCUUGAUCAUUUAAUUGUUGAAAGAAAAUAUGCGGAAGCUGCUUCUUUGUGUCCUAAGUUACUCCGUGGAUCCGCAUCUGCUUGGGAGAGAUGGGUUUUCCACUUUGCUCAUCUCCGCCAGCUGCCUGUUUUGGUUCCUUACAUGCCUACAGAAAAUCCACGGCUGCGUGAUACUGUUUAUGAGGUUGCUCUUGUUGCUUUAGCUACUCAUCCAUCUUUUCACCAGCUUCUCUUGUCAACUGUUAAAUCAUGGCCAGCUACAUUAUAUUCGACGUCAACUGUCAUCUCUGCUAUCAAACCUCAGCUUAAUACCUCCUCCAUGACUGAUUCCCUAAAAGAGGCGUUAGCUGAACUGUACAUAAUGGGCACUCAGUAUGAGAAGGCUUUUUCAUUAUAUGCUGAUCUGAUGAAGCCUGAGAUAUUUGACUUUGUCGAAAAACAUAGCUUGCACGAUGCCAUUCAAGAUAAGGUAGUCCAGCUAAUGAUGCUGGACAGUAAAAGAGCUGUGUCUCUAUUGGUCCAAUACCGUGAUAUGGUAUCCCCUUCUGAAGUUGUUGGACAACUGUUGCAUGCCAGGCAAAAAUGUGAUAAUAGAUUUUUCUUGCAUUUAUACCUGCAUUCGCUGUUUGACAUUGACUCAAAAGUGGGGAAGGAAUUUCAUGAUUUGCAGGUAGAGCUUUAUGCUGACUAUGAGCCACGGAUGCUGCUCCCAUUUCUUCAUAGCAGUCAUCAUUAUAAGCUAGAGAAGGCAUAUGAAAUUUGUGUUAAAAAGGAUCUUCUAAGAGAGCAGGCUUUCAUCCUUGCAAGGAUGGGAAAUGCCAAAAGAGCACUCGCAGUCUACAUAAAUAAGCUGGAAGACAUAGCGGAGGCUGUGGAUUUCGUAAGUACACAGCAUGAUGAUGAUCUAUGGGAGGAGUUGAUCAAGCAAUGUCUCCAGAAGCCUGAGAUGGUUGGGAUAUUGUUGGAGCACACUGUUGGUAAUCUUGAUCCUCUCUAUAUUGUCAGUAUGGUGCCCGGUGGAUUCGAGAUACCACGGCUAAGAGAUCGCCUUGUCAAAAUCAUCACUGACUAUCGAACAGAAACCUCUCUUAGACAUGGAUGUAAUGUUAUCCUCAAGGCUGACUGCGUCAACCUUUUGAUCAAGUAUUACAAGGAGGCACGUCAUGCCAUCUACUUGGGCAGUAUGGAAGAAGAAACACGUGGGAAGAGAGUAAAUGUGGCUUCUGCUCCAAUAAUUGAGAGAGCAACAAAUACAAGAGUGAUGGUAGUAAAAUCCAGAACAAGGGGCAAUGGGAGGUGUUGCUUGUGCUUUGAUCCUUUCUCCAUUCAAAAUGUCAAUGUUGUUGUAUUCUUUUGUUGCCAUGCAUAUCAUGUCCCCUGUCUCCAGGAUGGCUCAGACUCUGUGGGCAUUGUAUCUCAGAGUGAUGAUGACAAUGAUGAUGAUGGUGGGUCUCGGAUGCGUUGUGUGUUGUGCACCACAGCUAGUGGGUGAAUAUUUGAGUGAAUAUUUGAGUGGUAUGCGGAUGUGUUUAUAAGUGAGCUUUUAUGUUUUUGUUUUUUUGCCAAUUCUUGUAUCUCAAUAUUAGUUUAUAAAAAAUCUUAGUUCAUUAGUUUUCCAA
Messenger RNA from Elaeis guineensis (African oil palm), 3342 nucleotides. RefSeq names its product vacuolar protein sorting-associated protein 41 homolog. Gene Ontology annotation, biological process: cellular response to starvation; macroautophagy; endosomal vesicle fusion. Lineage: Eukaryota; Viridiplantae; Streptophyta; Magnoliopsida; Arecales; Arecaceae. Gene Ontology annotation, molecular function: protein binding. Gene Ontology annotation, cellular component: late endosome; HOPS complex. The record is from RefSeq and is a predicted model, not a curated record.